This is a messenger RNA of Suricata suricatta (meerkat), 2970 nucleotides long. RefSeq names its product hexose-6-phosphate dehydrogenase/glucose 1-dehydrogenase (gene H6PD). NCBI's taxonomy places the organism in Eukaryota, Metazoa, Chordata, Mammalia, Carnivora, Herpestidae. Gene Ontology annotation, biological process: glucose metabolic process; pentose-phosphate shunt; pentose-phosphate shunt, oxidative branch. The transcript is spliced from 6 exons. The coding region runs from base 474 to 2879 and encodes 801 amino acids. The record is from RefSeq and is a predicted model, not a curated record. Gene Ontology annotation, molecular function: 6-phosphogluconolactonase activity; NADP binding; glucose-6-phosphate dehydrogenase activity. Gene Ontology annotation, cellular component: endoplasmic reticulum.
UUCUGUUGCGGGAUGGUUAAUUUCUUUUGCAGCAGUUCCAAGAAACUAGCAAGAAAAGUACCUUUACUCGUGAUGCCGUUGGUUUCAUCAUGAUAGAAACAAACAUUUCUUGGGUGCUUACUGUAGGCUAACUCGUGCCAACGGCUGUACCGGGAUUGCCUCAUUUUGUGCUUAUCGACUUGUUUGCCUUCCCCGUGGUUGAGACACGUGAGGGGAAUAGAUUGUUUGCCCCACUGUUGUUCCAGUCUCUUAGAGGAGCAGAAUCCGUGUCCACACCAAGACAGGGUUUUAAAUUCCACCGUUGGGGUUGUAGCCACAUGUUUCACUGGGAGGUGGGACCUAAAUGCUGAAGCUGUACUGCCUGUGUUCACAUCCAGUCACCUCUGAGCUGCCUCCCCUCCAGGGACCGAGAAGGGAGGAGUACAGGCCGCAGAGUAGCUGAAGGGUUUGACUUGCAUGGGUGUGUUUGGCGCAUGUGGCCCAGGACCAGGUGCCCUGGCUGUUGGAAGAUGCUCACGGUGGCGAUGUGCAUGGCCCUUCUGGGCUGCCUGCAGGCCCGGGAGCUCCAGGGACACGUCUCUGUAAUCCUGCUGGGAGCAACUGGGGACCUAGCCAGAAAGUACUUGUGGCAGGGGCUGUUCCAGCUCUACCUGGACGAGGCAGGCAAGGCCUACAAUUUCAGCUUCCACGGGGCUGCCCUGACAGACACCAGGCAGGGCCAGGAGUUCAUAGCCAAGGUCCUGGAGUCCCUCUCCUGCCCGGUGGAUGUGGCACCCGGGCGCUGUGCCGAACUCAAAGGCCAGUUCCAGCGGCUGAGUGGGUACCGGCGCCUGAGGACCCGUGAGGACUACAUGGCCCUGAGCACGGACAUUGAGGCCCGGGUCCAACAUGAGGGCCUCCGGGAGGCUGGCAGGAUUUUCUACUUCUCGGUGCCGCCCUUUGCCUACGCGGACAUUGCCCGCAACAUUAACAGCAGCUGCCGCCCUGGCCCAGGCGCCUGGCUGCGGGUCGUCCUCGAGAAGCCCUUCGGCCAUGACCACCUCUCAGCCCAGCAGCUGGCCACGGAACUCGGGAGCUUUUUCCGAGAGGAGGAGAUGUACCGGGUGGACCACUACCUGGGCAAGCAGGUCGUGGCUCAGAUCCUGCCUUUCCGAGACCAGAACCGCAAGGCCCUGGACGGCCUCUGGAACCGGCACCAUGUGGAGCGGGUAGAGAUCAUCAUGAAGGAGACGGUGGACGCAGAGGGCCGCACCGGCUUCUACGAGCAGUACGGCGUCAUUCGCGACGUGCUCCAGAACCACCUGACGGAGGUGCUCACCCUCGUGGCCAUGGAGCUGCCGCACAACGCCAGCAGCUCCGAGUCUGUGCUCCAGCACAAGCUGCGCGCCUUCCGGGCCCUGCGGGGCCUGCAGAAGGGCAGCGCCGUCCUGGGCCAGUACCAGGCGUACAGCGAGCAGGUGCGCCGAGAGCAGCAGAAGCCCGACACCUUCCACAGCCGGACGCCCACCUUCGCAGGCGUCCUCGUGCUCAUAGACAACCUGCGCUGGGAGGGCGUCCCUUUCAUCCUGAUGUCCGGCAAAGCCCUGGACGAGCGAGUGGGCUACGUCCGCGUCUUGUUCAGGAACCGGGCCUACUGCACGCAGAACCGCGAGCGCUGGGUCGCCGGGCAGAGCCCGUGCCUCCCCCGGCAGAUCGUGUUCCACGUCGGGCACGGCCAGCUGGGCGUCCCCGCCGUGCUGGUCAGCCGGAACCUGUUCAGGCCCUCGCUGCCCCCCGGGAGCUGGAAGGAGCUGGAGGGCCGCCCGGGGCUCCACCUCUUCGGCCGCCCUCUGUCCGAUUACUACGCCUACAGCCCCGUGAGGGAGCAGGACGCCUACUCCGUCCUCAUCUCCCACAUCUUCCACGGCCGGAAGGACUCCUUCAUCACCACGGAGAACUUGCUGGCCUCCUGGGGCUUCUGGACGCCCUUGCUGGACAGCCUGGCCCACGAGGCCCCACGCCUCUACCCAGGGGGAGCCGAGAACGGGCACCUGCUGGACUUCGAGUUCCGCGGCGCCCAGCUGUGCUUCUCCCAGCAGCAGCCCGAGCGGCUGGUGCCAGAGCCCGGCUCCGCGCCGACGCCCAGUGCCUUCCAGGUUCUCAGGGCCACGUACCGAGACAGCCCGCUGAUCUCGGCCUGGCCCGAGGAGCUGAUCGCGAAGCUGGCCGACGACAUCGAGGCGGCCGCCGUGCGGGCCGUGCGGCGCGCCGGCACCUUCCACCUGGCCCUGUCGGGCGGCUCGAGCCCCGUGCCCCUGUUCCAGCAGCUGGCCACCGGGCACUACGGCUUCCCCUGGGCCCACACGCACCUGUGGCAGGUGGACGAGCGCUGCGUCCCGCUCUGGGACCCCGAGUCCAACUUCCAGGCCCUGCAGGCUCACCUGCUGCAGCACAUCAGGGUCCCCUACUACAACGUGCACCCCAUGCCCGUGCACCUGCACCAGCGGCUCUGCGCCGAGGAGGACCGGGGCCCCCAGAUGUACGCCAGCGAGAUCUCCGCCCUGGUGGCCAACAGCAGCUUCGACCUGGUGCUGCUGGGCAUGGGCAUGGACGGGCACACGGCCUCCCUCUUCCCGCACUCGCCCGCCGGCCUGGACGGCGAGCCGCUGGUCGUGCUGACCGAGAGCCCCUCGGCGCCCCAGCAGCGCAUGAGCCUCAGCCUGCCCCUCAUCAACCGCGCCCGGAAGGUGGCCAUCCUGGUCAUGGGCCGCGUGAAGCGCGAGAUCACCCUGCUGGUGAGCCGCGUGGGCCACGAGCCCAAGAAGUGGCCCAUUUCAGGCGUCCUGCCUGGUUCCGGCCAGCUGGUCUGGUACAUGGAUUACGAGGCGUUUCUGGGGUGAGGGCGCCGUUGGCCUUGGCUCACUCCCAGGCUCGCUGUCCCUGUACCGCUCCCCUCCCCUCCGUCCCGUCACCUGCCCUUCUGGAACCAUC